Molecule: messenger RNA, 3306 nt
Organism: Zymoseptoria tritici IPO323
Lineage: Eukaryota; Fungi; Ascomycota; Dothideomycetes; Mycosphaerellales; Mycosphaerellaceae
Product: isoleucine--tRNA ligase
Exons: 3
Coding region: 1-3306 (1101 amino acids)
Biological process (GO): isoleucyl-tRNA aminoacylation
Molecular function (GO): isoleucine-tRNA ligase activity; aminoacyl-tRNA deacylase activity; tRNA binding
Source: RefSeq, a predicted model, not a curated record
AUGGGCUCCAUCAACUUCCCCGCCGAAGAGGAGCGCAUCCUCUCCCACUGGAACGAAACCAAUGCCUUCCACCGCCAGCUCGAAUUGACAAAAGACGACCCUCCCUACGUCUUCUACGAUGGCCCGCCCUUCGCCACUGGUACCCCUCACUACGGCCACCUCCUCGCCUCCACCAUCAAAGACAUCAUCCCCCGCUACUGGUCUAUGCGCGGGCGUUUCGUGGAACGCCGAUUCGGCUGGGACACGCACGGCGUGCCAAUCGAGCAGAUCAUCGACAAGCAACUGCAAGAAGAACUCGGCGUGAGAGGGAAAGCUGCGGUGGAGAAGAUUGGCAUCAAAGAAUACAACCGUCGGUGUCGCGAGGUGGUGCUCACGUAUGCGGAAGAGUGGAGGAAAGUGGUGGGUCGGGUUGGACGAUGGAUUGAUUUCGAUCGGGAUUACAAGACGAUGGAUGCGACGUUUAUGGAGAGUUGUUGGUGGGUGUUUGCGCAGCUGCAUCGAAGGGGUUUGGUGUAUCACGGUGCGAGGGUGUUGCCGUAUUCGACGGCGUUGAACACGCCCUUGUCGAAGAGCGAGGCGCAAGAGGAGUAUAGAGAGGUGCAAGAUCCGGCGGUGACGGUUUCCUUUCCCGUGGUGGGUGGGGAGGUCAGCUUUGUGGCGUGGACAACGACACCGUGGACGCUGCCUAGCAAUGUUGCGUUGUGCGCGCAUCCGGAUUAUGAGUACCUUGUGGUCAAAGAUGUGGAGACGGGGAAUACCUACAUCAUGCUGGAGGCGGGGUUGAAGGUGCUUUAUAAGGAUCCGAAGAAGGCAAAGGACAAGUUCAAGUUGUUGCCAUUGAAGUUGAAGGGGAAGCAAUUGGCUGGUUUGAAGUACAAGCCGCUGUUCAACUACUUCUACGAAGACUUCAAGACGCAUGGUUACAGGAUGAUCCUAGAUACGUACGUCAAGCAGGACGAUGGUGUGGGUAUCGUUCACCAAGCCCCGGCUUUCGGUGAAGACGAUUACACUAUCGGAUGGCGAGAGGGUAUCAUCGCUGCGGAACGACCGCCUCCAAACCCUCUCAAUGCAGGUGGAGAGUACACCAGCGAAGUGCCCGACUUUGAGGGCCAGCAUGUCAAAGCCGCGGACAAGAACAUCAUCAAGCACUUGGAAGGGGCAGGCCGAUUGGUCCGCAAGUCACAGAUCACCCAUAGAUACCCUUUCUGCCCUCGAUCGAAGACACCCCUAAUUCAGCGCGCCGUACCGAGUUGGUUCAUCAAAGUCGAGCAGAUCGUGCCGGAGCUGGUUGGGAACCUGGAGAAGACGCACUGGGUUCCUUCAUCGGUCAAGACAGGUCGGUUCAAUCAAUGGUUGGGUUCGGCGAGAGAUUGGAACGUCAGCAGGAAUCGAUACUGGGGCACGCCGUUGCCAUUGUGGGUCUCUGAUGACAUGAAGGAGGUGGUGUGUGUUUCUUCAGUGGCCGAGUUGAAGAAGCUGUCGGGAAUUGAGGGUGAGAUCAAGGAUUUGCACAGGGACUCGAUUGAUCACAUCACCAUUCCUUCACAACAAGGAAAGGGCACGUUGAAGCGUGUGGAUGAGGUUUUCGACUGCUGGUUCGAGUCGGGUUCUAUGCCGUACGCUUCUUCGCAUUAUCCCUUUGCAUACCCUGAGCUCUUCACCAAGUUCCCGGGUGACUUCAUCGCGGAAGGUCUGGAUCAAACUCGUGGGUGGUUCUACACUCUGUCUGUGCUGGGAACACAUCUCUUCAAGACAUUCCCUUACCAGAACUGUGUCGUCAAUGGCAUUGUCUUGGCCGAGGAUGGCAAGAAGAUGUCAAAAUCGCUCAAGAACUUCCCAGAUCCCAUGCUUGUCAUUGACCGGUACGGAUCCGACGCACUGAGACUUUACCUCAUCGACUCUCCAGUCGUCCGUGGUGAGCCUCUUCGAUUCGCCGAGCAGGGCGUCAAGCAGAUCGUCUCCGGUGUGCUGCUCCCACUAUGGAACUCGUACAAUUUCUUCGCCCAACAAGCAGCCCUCUACAAGAAGAACUCAUCCCAAGACUUCACCUUCGACCCGGAAAUGCAAAAGUCCAAUGAGAACGUCAUGGAUCGCUGGGUUCUCGCCUCCAUUCAAUCCCUCCUCCAAUACGUCAACAAAGAGAUGGAAGCCUACCGCCUGUACACUGUUGUCCCUCGUCUCCUCAAGAUGGUCGACGAUGUGACGAAUUGGUACAUUCGCUUCAACCGCAAUCGGCUGAAGGGUCAAGGUUCCGGAGAUGAAGACGCCACAACCACCAACACCGACACUCUCCACGCGCUCAACACCCUCUACGAAGUUCUCUACACCCUGGUACGCGCUCUUGCACCUUUCAUCCCCUUCCUCUCCGACAACAUCUUCCAACGCCUCGCACCCCACCUUCCUAAGUCCAUCACCACCGCGGAGAAAGACGUCCGCAGCGUGCACUUCCUUCGCUUCCCCACCGUGCGGGAGGAGCUCUUCGACCCGAUCGUUGAACGCCGCGUGAGCCGCAUGCAAAAAGUCAUCGAGCUGGGCCGCGUAUGUCGCGAUCGCCGAACUGUCUCCCUCAAGACCCCACUCAAGACUCUUGUCGUCUUACACCAAGACCAAGAAUUCCUCGAUGAUGUCCGUACCCUUGAACGCUACGUGACGGAAGAACUGAACGUCAACGAACUCGUCCUUACCUCCGACGAGAGUGCCUACGGCGUGGAAUACGACGUCAAAGCCGACGUCAAGAACCUAGGCCAAAAAUUCAAGAAAGAUGCCGCGAAGAUCAAGGCUGCGCUGCCCAAACUCUCGCCUAAAGAAAUCCGGUCGUUCCUCGACGCCGGCUCUAUCACCGUCGAAGGCCACGCGCUGUCCGCCGAAGACCUCCGCGUGCAACGCAACUUGAAACCCUCGGAGGCGACCAAGAAUUUGGAACCAGCCGUGGAAGGCGAUUGUAUGGUCUUGCUGGAUGCAUUCGCGUACCCGGAGUUGGCGCAGGAGGGAUUGGCGAGGGAGGUAUUGAACCGCAUCCAGAGAUUGAGGAAGAGCGGCGGACUAGUGCCGACCGAUGAUGUGCGAGUGGAGUAUGUCGUUCUGCCUCCCUCGACUGAGGAGAAGAUGAAUGGUGAUGGGGAGGCGGCGAGGAAAGAGCAGGAGAGGGUCGUUGAGGAGAUGUUCAAGGGGCAGGAGGUAAUGUUUGGCAAAGCGGCUAGUAAGGGCGUUGUCAAGGGUAGUGUGGAUGGUGGGGCAGAGGGUGCUGUGGAGGAGGAGGCAGAGGUCAAGGAGAUGAGGUUGUUGCUGAGGGUCAUCAAGGUUUGA